AUGUUGGCCCACCUCCUUCUCUUCGUCAAAGUAUUUGGCGUAGUCAUCAGCCAAGCAGGAACUCAUCUCCGAUCAUUUCUCUCAUCCUUCAUCCACCGCCGAAUCUAUAAAUCAGGUUCCAACCCCAAAAACAUCGUCGUCGUCGGCGCUUCUUUCGCCGGUUACAAUGCUGCACGCUGCCUGGUGAACUCCAUACCGUCGGGGUAUCGGGUCAUCGUCAUCGAAAAGAAUAGUCAUUUUCAAUUCACCUGGGUUCUACCACGCUUCUGCGUCGUCCGGGGUCACGACAAGAAGGCCUUCAUCCCAUAUGGCCCAUUCCUUCGCGCGCCACCGGGCUCCCACUUAUGGAUCAAGGACACCGUCGAGGAAAUUACCCCAUCUCAGGACGCGAGUCCUGGAGGCAAGAUCCGCGUCUCGUCCGGUGAAACGUUCGACUUUGAGUAUCUCGUCUUGGCGACUGGAUCAUCGGCUGCUCUACCGUCACGCGUCGGCCAGGAAGAGAAGAAGGCUGGGAUGCAAGCACUUCAUGAUAAGCAGGAGGGGAUUGCCUGUGCCGAAGAUAUCGUCGUCAUUGGAGGUGGUCCUGCGGGCGUUGAGCUGGCCGCAGAUGCAAAGGGACAAUUUCCCGACAAAAAUGUUACUCUUAUCCACUCGCGCAAGACUCUUCUCCAUGAAGGAUUUGGGAUCAAGAUCCAUGAAACUCUCAGCAAUUCCUUGCGAGGUCUUGGGGUAAAUCUGGUUCUGGGAGAAAAGCCUACUGUUCCGACCGGUGUGACUGUCGGGGAUAUCCAGUUGAGCGAUGGAUCAGUUCACUUCGAUUAUUUGAUCAAAUGCAUCGGCCAGAAACCAAACACGGCCUUAGCAAAGUUCGCAGCUUCCUCCGCCUUCUCCAAGUCAGGACAUAUUCGCAUCAAGCCUUCGCUACAGAUUGCCGAUAACGAAUACCCACGCAUCUACGCAGCUGGUGAUGUGAUUGACGCCGGAAGUAUCAAGAAUGGUCGUUCCGCCAUGCAGCAGGGUGAGGUCGUUGCAAAGAAUAUCGUCCGAGCCAUCCGAGGGAAGAGCCAAAUCGAAUAUCAGCAGAAGUGGUGGGAGGGACUGACGAAGUUGACCAUGGGCCUUACCAAGAGUGUUGCAUACGUUACCGAUGGGCGGGCUGAGUGGGUGAUUCCAACAAAGUCGAAGAUCGAUCUUGAUUGCAAGCAAGUGUGGAAGUUUAUGGGCGCCACGUCUUUCGUUGAUCCCGAUGAGGAGAAAGAAAACAAUUGA
This is a messenger RNA of Penicillium waksmanii, 1269 nucleotides long. RefSeq names its product NAD(P)/FAD-dependent oxidoreductase. Gene Ontology annotation, molecular function: electron-transferring-flavoprotein dehydrogenase activity; flavin adenine dinucleotide binding. The coding region runs from base 1 to 1269 and encodes 422 amino acids. The transcript is spliced from 3 exons. The record is from RefSeq and is a predicted model, not a curated record. Gene Ontology annotation, cellular component: cytoplasm. Lineage: Eukaryota; Fungi; Ascomycota; Eurotiomycetes; Eurotiales; Aspergillaceae.